Messenger RNA from Pyrus x bretschneideri (Chinese white pear), 1620 nucleotides. RefSeq names its product AUGMIN subunit 4. The transcript has 13 exons. The coding region runs from base 189 to 1448 and encodes 419 amino acids. Gene Ontology annotation, cellular component: HAUS complex. Lineage: Eukaryota; Viridiplantae; Streptophyta; Magnoliopsida; Rosales; Rosaceae. Gene Ontology annotation, biological process: spindle assembly. Gene Ontology annotation, molecular function: microtubule minus-end binding. The record is from RefSeq and is a predicted model, not a curated record.
AUAGUUGCUUUUAAAAUCUUUGACAUUUUCUUGGUCAAAACCAAACCGAACAGGGUACGGCAAACCACGCUGAAUCCGUGGUGGUAACUGAUUUGAAUUCCUGCGUGAGAGUGGCAAAUGCGGCAUCUUUAUCGUUAGGAAGGAAGAAGGAGGAAGACGACGGCAUUUUGGUGAUCGAGAGAGGAGAAAUGGCGAAGGGCCUGCAACAACUACAGGGACAAAACCUGCCACCGGAUGUGGCCCAUGUUGUCGAUCAGCUGGAACGCCACUGCUUGGCUCCCGAUGGUUCCCUCGGCUCCAAAUCCGCAUAUUACGACCUCCAACUCGCCAGGGAGGAAAUGUGCAGGGAAAGAGUCCGUUACUUGGAAGCCAUGGCAAUUUAUGGUGAGGCAAUUGCAAUGGUGGAGGAGUAUCAACAGGGAUUGAAGCAUUCUUCUGAGGCUGAGUGUCAGCUGUACGAGACAUUAGAGCAUCGUAUGACCAUUGCAGAAGCGGCCCAAAGGUCUAGGCUUCCUCUUGUCUCAAAAGAUGGUGAGGUUCAUGAGGAAGAGAUUGAAAAAUGCAGUAUAAUGUCACGGAGUUCCCUUGAUAGUACUUGUACCGGUGUUACAAUCAGCUCAAGUUCCAACUCCACAAAUUAUACUGCAAGCAACAGUCUUUCUUUUAGUGCUACUGAUAUUGUGGAACCUGGACUUGGUGGUGUACCCAAUCGCUUUCUUGGAAUUACACCUGCUUAUUUAUGGCAAACACAGCUCCAGCAAUCUCCCUUUUGUGUGGAUAUGAAAGAAUACCAGUUGUGUCUUUCCCGUGAGAUUGAGGCUCGGUUGGAAGAAAAAUGUGACAAGUUAGCUGAUGCAUUAGUAAUUGAUAACAUUGAUUCAUCACCCCUGCAUGAAACUUCAAGUUCUCAGCUUCCAGAAAGGUUUGGAUUACUCUCCUUAAGUAGGGUAAAGUUGAUAACUGAGGAGAUAGAAAGGGAGGAAGAGGCUUUGCAGGAAGAUCUAUAUUCUGCAGAUAGAAAAUUUUCUGAAUACUAUAACGUCUUAGAGCAGAUACUGGGAGUUCUCGUCAAGUUAAUCAAAGAUUUGAAGUUGCACCAUCAACACAAUUAUGAUGAACUACAAAAAACAUGGCUGUGCAAAAGGUGUGUGACCAUGAGCGCAAAACUGAGGAAGCUGGAGUAUGCUAUCGUUGGUCAAACGUAUACUAAGGAAUCUGUACCAGCCCUACGUAAAAUUAGGAAGCAUCUUACUGAUGCUACGGAAGAAGCUUCGGUUACAUAUAAUAAAGCGGUUACGCGCCUUCAUGAGUAUCAGGGUGUCGAUCCUCACUUCGAUCAAAUUGCAAGGCAGUACCGUGAUAUUGUAAAGAAACUGGAAAACAUGAAUUGGACGAUCCACCAAGUUGAAAUGGACCUGAAACGCCUCCCGGAUCAUCCGAACGCCUAGAACCAGCAUGUUUCUUUCGCAGUUUUAUUAACUUGAAUUUUUCUAUUUGUUGAAAUCAGUUCGAACCCGAUUUGUUCCAAUAAACUUUGCCUGAUUGGCGUACAAAUGUAACUAGUACUCGGGGUUAUUUUGCCCCAAUUUUCACCCAACUCGAACCGUUUUUUUAGCUUCA